CAUCAUUGCACGGAGCAGGAUGAAGUGAGGCUGCCAGAAGCGAAGGGUGAUGAUUCAUGGAAAAUAUACUUCGAUGAUACUGGUCAAGAAAUUUGCGACGAAUUUGCUAUGCGUUAUGGUGUACCGGCCGUAUUAUCAACACUGCUGGCCAACAUCAACGCCUACUACGCUCACACCACUGCUACAUCCGCAGUUUCGGCGUCCGAUCGCUUCAGCGCUUCCAAUUUUGGCAAAGAUCGGUUUGUCAAAUUGCUGGACCAACUGCAUAAUUCACUUCGUAUCGACCUUUCCAUGUACAGGGUUCGUUUUUUAAUCACCGUUGUUCGUUGUAAAUUUGUCAGAAAUUCAAAACUGAUAAAUCUCGAAAAAUGA
Gongylonema pulchrum is the source of this 372-nucleotide messenger RNA. Lineage: Eukaryota; Metazoa; Nematoda; Chromadorea; Rhabditida; Gongylonematidae. The record is from the annotation of a GenBank genome assembly.